This is a messenger RNA of Hyposmocoma kahamanoa, 1816 nucleotides long. It is a transcript of the gene Abi, whose product is annotated as abl interactor 2. Lineage: Eukaryota; Metazoa; Arthropoda; Insecta; Lepidoptera; Cosmopterigidae. The transcript is spliced from 8 exons. Gene Ontology annotation, molecular function: SH3 domain binding. The record is from RefSeq and is a predicted model, not a curated record. Bases 1 to 1287 code for a protein of 428 amino acids.
AUGGCAGAAUUUGUUGCUUUGUUGCAAACAGAGAUCCCAGAGGGGAGAAAUCAUCUCACAGACAGCCACACCAACCUGGAACGUGUUGCAGAAUACUGUGAAGCCAACUACUUUCAGUCUGAAAAUAAACGACUAGCACUAGAGAGUACUAAAAACUACACCACACAGUCUUUGGCUAGUGUAGCAUAUCAGAUUAACACAUUAGCAUACAACUUUAUUCGCUUAUUAGAGCUACAGACCAUGCAGCUUGCAGAAAUGGAAGGACAGAUGAAUCAUAUUGCCCAAACAGUGGCCAUUCAUAAGGAGAAGGUGGCUCGUAGGGAAAUUGGAGUAUUGACUGCUAACAAAGUGACCAAUAGACAAUAUAAGAUUAUAGCCCCUGCUAAUCCUGAGAAACCAAUCAAAUAUGUGAGGAAGACUAUUGAUUAUACAGCUCUAGAUGACAUAGGACAUGGCGCUCGAUGGAGCAGUGGCGCAUGCGGAACUCCACGCGGCCGGCGCUCGAGUUCUGCCCCCAGUGCGGCGCCACUGCCUGCCCCUACCACCAAACCUCCAACCCCUCCUGCUGCAGUGAGAGCAGCAUCAGGUGCUAACACUGGCACAUUAGGACGAGGCACUCUUGGCAAGUCAUCUCGCGAGUACCGCACGCCGCCGGCUGUGGCACCGCCACAGGUGCCUUCGCACUACGCACCCAACUACCCGCGUCGCCCUCCUGGCUACUCUACGUUGCCUGUCACUCAGCCACAGGUUGGCAUGGUACAUCCGAAUCAACACCAAUCGCCAUCAAACUACUCUCAGCAGGAUAUGCAUUCCAGCAUGCCGCCUCCACCGUCGCCUUUAAUUGGAUCUGAUGGUGAACAUAGUCAGCACUCUAUGAGUCUCCCUGGACAACGAGUAUCAUCUUCGUCUGCAAGCGCCCGCGGAGGGUCAGUGUCUCCGCCACUGCCGCCACCGCCAAUGGAAGACGAGCUCGCACAUGACGCUUUUGGACGUUCUCAUCUUGGAAGCGUCUCCGAUUAUUCACAAAACAAAAUGGGCGCACAGUACACCAGCGCCGUGCCAGCCAUUGUGCCUGACGAAGAGGACUUGCCCGGAUGGGUGCCCAAGAAUUACAUCGAGAAAGUGGUUGCAAUCUACGACUACUAUGCAGAUAAAGAGGACGAGUUGUCUUUCCAAGAGAGCUCAGUGAUUUAUGUGCUGAAGAAAAACGAUGACGGCUGGUGGGAAGGUGUUAUGGACGGAGUCACUGGUCUAUUCCCAGGAAACUAUGUCGAACCCUGCGUAUAAAGUAGGCCUUAAAAAAGCUGAUUUCAGUUGUAUGUACGGCCCGCGCAGUUGGUAAAGCAGUGGCACAGCUACCUUUGGGUAAACUGAAAUAGUACCCAGAGCGCAUUUGGGAAAUCAUAAUUGCUGCAGGGUCUUGGACAGCAAAAAUAUAACACGAGGAGGUCAUUCUGCCGCUGGCGACGAAACAGUAAAAAUUAAACGAUGAUAUGAAAUAAAUACAUUAAUUUUAACAACUGCAUCUACGCUGCUUAUUAUCAAUUCAGACCGAACGUGAGCCUUUUAUUGUACUAUCCACCAUACAGAAGCAAACUGUAGACUAAAUAAUAUAUGCAUUUGAUUAUGAAUGACAGAAAUUAUAAGUAUGUUGCUUUCAGCAAUGUUGAUUUACGUAAGUGUAAAAUGUAUUGUUAUAUAAUAAUCUAGAACACUAUGUAAUUCCAUUCUAAUAGUUUAAGUUCAUAAUACAAUUUUUUAAAUAAAAUUUAUUGUACUCAUGGAGUAGGUUUUAUAUGUAGAUUAUUAUAAACUC